CAAAAAAAAAAAAAAAAAUUAACCAACAAGAAUUCGACAACUUAGUAUCACUUGAUGUCUCAUUUAUGCAUAUAUAUUUGCUCCACUCUCCUCUCUACCUAAAAUUGUACUCCAACAGAUAGAACUUUCUUUAUUAGGAUCAUUCAAUCAUUUACUAUUGUUCAAUAAAGGUUUAUAGAAUUGAUCAAGAAGUACUCGCCAUGAUUCUAAUCCAGAGUAUGUUCCUAUCCACCGAGAAAAUUAUACUGUUUUAAGUUGGAAGAAAAUUGAGGAUUCUUGAUUUUGGCUGCUGACAAUUGUGGAUAUGGAAACUUUGUGUCCUACUUCUUUUGUACCAAAUUCAAAUUGGACUAUGCAACAGAGCAAGAGUACUACAGAAUGGACUAAAGAAGAGAACAAGAGAUUUGAAAGUGCUCUUGCAAUAUACGACGAGACAACUCCAAAUCGAUGGUCUAAAGUAGCAGAAAUUAUCCCUGGGAAAUCAGUUCUUGAUGUGAUGAUGCAGUACAAAGAAUUAGUUGCAGAUGUUAGUGACAUUGAGGCUGGUUUGGUCCCAAAUCCGAGGCGUUUCGUGUCUUCUUUCGCGUUGGAAUUUGCAGAUCAUCGCAAGAUUCAUACGUUUAGUAAGAGAGGCAAGUCUUAUGAUCAAGAAAGAAAGAAAGGUGUACCAUGGACAGAGGAGGAACACAGGCGAUUCCUAAUGGGGCUAGAGAAGUAUGGCAAAGGAGAUUGGAGGAACAUAUCGAGGAAUUUCGUGAUCUCUAAAACUCCAACACAAGUGGCUAGUCAUGCUCAGAAGUACUACUUAAGACAACUUUCAGGAGAGAAAGAGAGAAAGAGACCUAGCAUCCACGACAUCACCACCGUCAAUCUCACAAACAACGAGUUGCUCAACAACAACAACAAAUUGAUGUGUGAAGUGAAGUCUUAUAUGUCACCAUUGCAGAGAUCAACAAGCCCAGCAGACGUACUAAUCGGCUGCUGGAACAACUCAUUUGAUGGAGACCUUAUGGCAUUUGGUCAAUUUGUAUGACAACUCGAGUCUAUAGAACCAGAAAAAUAUAGACUGACUGACCGUGGUCAGUUCAGAGCCCUCUAUCGUCCGUUGGAGGAUGCUGAACUGACAUUGCUAGUUGUAUUUCGCAGCUCCAUUGUUGAUCAACUGAGGUUGAAAAAAAAAAGUGUCAAUGUUGGACUUCGUUUGCUAUCUUAGUGUAUUAAUGUAAAUCUAGGCUUAAUUAGUGUGGUAUAUCCCUAGUUUCUUUGUUGUGCUUUCAGGCAUUACACAUUUAAAUCUUCAAUCAAAUUCUCAUGAAUCUAUUUCUUUUUUUCA
Capsicum annuum is the source of this 1333-nucleotide messenger RNA. RefSeq names its product transcription factor DIVARICATA. The record is from RefSeq and is a predicted model, not a curated record. Gene Ontology annotation, molecular function: DNA binding. Bases 305 to 1033 code for a protein of 242 amino acids. The transcript is spliced from 4 exons. Lineage: Eukaryota; Viridiplantae; Streptophyta; Magnoliopsida; Solanales; Solanaceae.